Zea mays is the source of this 1536-nucleotide messenger RNA. The record is from RefSeq. Lineage: Eukaryota; Viridiplantae; Streptophyta; Magnoliopsida; Poales; Poaceae.
CAGAGAAAUGGCUACAUAUCUCUCUUAGACUUGGCUGCUGGGGCGGCGCUAUCCAUGGCGAAGUGGGCGUCGGCCGCGAGGGCUACGACGACGACAGACCGACUUGACGCUCUCAACAGAGCUGCCUUGCCAUGAGAUACGAGGCACUGUUGCUUAGAGAUGCUAAAUACUGCAACGACCUUCACUUGCAAGUGUCCCGUCAGGAGUGGUUAACUUUUGCAAUGGAUUGUCUUGAUAAUGGCUUCUACACCAUUGCCUCCAAGGCACUUGGACUCUGCUAAUUCCAUUGAGGAGAAGGACAAGAUCAUUGAGAUAACAGGACUCCAGAACUUGGCCAAGUCAUUAUCUACACAACAUUGUGACACGCGCAGCGAUAGAUCAUCAGCGCGCGGUUCUAGACUUCACUGGCAUGAGUUCAUUGCGACCAACCAGCCUCUUCGUGAGUAUUGCGACGCUUCCAGAGGCUGUCGAGCGAUAAACAGAGAAAAGGCUAUAUAUCUCUCUCAGACUUGGCUGCUGGGGCGGCGCUAUCCAUGGCGAAGUGGGCGUCGGCCGCGAGGGCUACGACGAUGACGAUAGACCGACUUGACGCUCUCAACAGGUUUGGGAUGUUACUAGGAGUCAAGUUUUUGUUGAGAUGAGGGAGCAUGAGCGACGUGUGUGGUCGGUGGACUUCUCAAUUAUGGACCCAACAAAAUUGGUCAGUGGGAGUGAUGAUGGAUCUGUGAAGCUGCGGGAUAUGAAUCAGGCAGCUGGGAGUAUUGGCACUAUUAAAACAAGGGCAAAUGUGUGUUUUGUGCAAUUUCAACCUGAUACUGCUCGCUCCAUUGCCAUCGGCUCUGCAGACCACAAAAUUUACUGCUAUGAUCUACGUCACAUACGAGCUCCUUAUUGUACACUAGUUGGGCACACAAAGACUGUAAGCUAUGUUAAGUAUCUGGAUGCAUCGACAAUAGUAUCUGCAUCUACUGACAACUCAUUGAAGCUUUGGGACUUAUCGAUGAGUACAGGAAGGAUAAUUGACAGUCCAGUUCAAACAUUUAAGGGGCAUACAAAUACAAAGGAACUGGGCCAUGCUGAUGUUCAAAAGAGUUGUCAGAAGUUCAUGACAUCUGGUAUUUAUUAUAUCUUCUUUUGUAGUGGGCUGGUGUGGUCUGCUUAGCAGCAGGUAGCACUACAACCAGCAAUGUAUGGAUGAAUUGAAGGUAGUAAAGAACGCAGACAAUCUUAUAGAAACUCUGCAUCUUGAAACUGGCAUGAUUGACAAAGAAGCUGGAUGAAUCCUUUGGAUUGGUGUCUUCUUAUCACCAAGCAGUAAUGUGAAGCAAGUUUAUUUGUUGACUAAGAACAGAUGAGCACAAAUCAGUGAAGAGUUCGUUGCACUAGAGAUGGAGGAUGGAUAGGUGGUAGAUUUCAAUAUGGCUUUGAUACUAUUGUUUCCCUUUACAAUCUUUGUACAGAACAAGAAAAAUGACGUUGUAUGUGGAUACUAUUGUAAUUCAAGAAUUUAUUUCUGAAUAAUAAAUAUAUUUGUUU